GAUCCCUGUCGCGGCGGCGCCAUCUCCUAGCAAGUAGAAAGAAGCCAUGGACGAACCUGGGGCGUCUAACUCUGUAACCAAAUCUCCAGUCGAAACUGAUGGCAUCGAUGUCGCCAGCAGCAGCAUGGAGUCGGGCGGGGAACGCCAAGGCGAAACCGCGACGAUUGAAGCUCCAUCGUGUUCGCGCUCUGGCGCGCCACCCCCGGGUUAUAUGCUGGUGACGGUGCAGCUGCUGGGGCAAAGCACACCAGUUGUAAUUGACCUGCCAAUUGAGGUGUUGCCCUGCCAUACCUUUGCGGACGUAUGCGAGGCAGCUCUGGCCCGGGCACCAGACACCCCCCCAAACGACUAUCGCAUGCGGGCCUACCUCCUCCUCCACAGCCAGCUGGCAGUACCCCUGCAGGACCCGCACACCCCCGCCCGACCCACUCUCAGAACCUUCCCCGGGGCCACUCGGUUACGGUACGACAUACUGCCCGGCACGGGGGAUGACUCAGCAGCGGCGGCGGCGGCGGGGGUUCGUACGGCACGUGUGGCGCCGCGGCGGCAGCGGCAGCGGUGG
This is a messenger RNA of Astrephomene gubernaculifera, 562 nucleotides long. Lineage: Eukaryota; Viridiplantae; Chlorophyta; Chlorophyceae; Chlamydomonadales; Astrephomenaceae. The record is from the annotation of a GenBank genome assembly.